Messenger RNA from Lepisosteus oculatus (spotted gar), 843 nucleotides. RefSeq names its product baculoviral IAP repeat containing 5a (gene birc5a). The record is from RefSeq and is a predicted model, not a curated record. Lineage: Eukaryota; Metazoa; Chordata; Actinopteri; Semionotiformes; Lepisosteidae.
ACCAAUGGAUAAGCGCGCUGGAAAUUUAAACGAAUAUCAAAGACGGUGUAAACAAGAGCGUGACUGAGAAAUUAUAGAAGAAACACAUUUUUAAAGCAUUAAAGUGUAACGUUUAAAAUACUUUUUUAUUAUUUUAAAAGUUAGAAUAUGAAUGUGAUGCAAGGAGAGUAUAUUAAAAUGUACUUCUAUAAAAACCGUUUGGAUACUUUUUCAGGAUGGCCUUUUCAAGAGGGUUGUGUUUGCACGCCGGAAAAUAUGGCGAAGGCAGGAUUUCUUCACACUCCCACUGACAACAGCCCCGAUGUGGCUCAGUGCUUCGUCUGUUAUAAGGAGCUGGAGGGCUGGGAGCCGGAGGAUGACCCUGUGAAGGAACAUAAGUCCCAUUCCCCGUCUUGUGCUUUCAUUAACCUGAAGAAGGAUGUGGAGGAGCUUACAGUGGAGGAGUUCAUCAGGCUGCAGAAAGAGAGGCAGAAGUCCUAUAUUAGCAAAAGAUGCAGUCAAAUCAUUGAGAAAUUCGAGGGAGCGGCUAAAAACACACGGGCUGAGGUGGUUAAAUCUGCAAUGGAUGAAGAAUGAAGAGAAUGAUGAGAGGGCUGCAGCUGCAGGCACUGCGCGCUUGCGUCUCCAGUGGUGAUGGGCAUACUGCUGAGCCUAGCGCUCUGCUGUCGCAGCCCACGGCUUCAAGUGUUAAUUGUGCUUCAUAUCCCUCAGUGUGCUCAGCAUUUGCAAGCGUAUGUAUAUAUUUAUUUUUCUGAGACACUUCAAAUGUUUUUUCUUUCUGCCUUGUAAAUAGUUGUGUGUCCUGUCACGCACUACAGCAAUAAAGUACUUUUAGAAAACUCA